UUAUUAGCUCGGGCCAUUGACCUGAAUAGCUUUUGCCUAUUAAUACCCCGGAUCCCCAGCUCCAUGGCCGCAAACCAGCUCCAGCAGCACAUCCACCAUCCCUCCUUCUCUUUCUCUUCUCCAUCAUCUCUUUAAACAAACGAGCUUCUAGCACAAAGUAAGGUUCGAUUGGACUCAAUCGGAUGGCAGUUCUUGUGGCGAGGCAGGGGCGGGAGCUGCAGCGGUACAGCGCGAGCACGGGCGGGCGCAUCGUGGUGGGCUGCAUCCCGUACCGGAUCCGCGAGAGAGAAGGAGAAGAAGAGAUUGAGGUGCUGGUGAUCAGCUCGCAGAAGGGGCACGGGAUGAUGUUCCCCAAGGGCGGUUGGGAGGUGGACGAGUCCAUGGACGAGGCGGCCCGGCGCGAGGCCCUGGAGGAGGCCGGCGUCCGUGGCGACACGGAGCCCGUCCUGGGCAUGUGGCACUACAAGAGCCGCCGCUACCACGACCAGACCUACGAGGGCAUCAUGUUCCCGCUCCACGUCACCCACGAGCUCCUCCAGUGGCCCGAGAUGUCCUCCCGCAAGCGCACCUGGGCGACGGUGCAGGAAGUGAUGGAGGGGUGCCAGCACGCGUGGAUGCGGGAGGCGCUGCAGGAGCUCGUCGCCCGGCACGCCAAGCUGCAGUCGGCUCUCUGAUUAAACGACCAAGAGCUUCCUGGCAGCAGCGCGUACGAACGGCGGCGCACGCACGUCGUCAAUCUCUCUGCGAUGAUGUCUUUUACUCGGUGCAAGCGGCAGGCCGGCCGGCGUUCCCGGUCUCGACAACGACCGGGAUCGGAGCAUAUAAUUUGGCCGCCCUUUACCAGCUAGAGAGAUUCUUUCUUUCUCGAGGUGCACAGUCGUCGUCGUGGCGGCAAAUAAUGGGACGAACUUAGAGAGGGGAACGGACGAGGAGAAGAUCGGGAAAAACGGGGUCACAAGAAUUUUAACGAACGGAUUCAAAAGAUUUUUUUUUUCUUUGGACUCUUGGCGGAGUUUGAAGUGCAAAUUAAUUGCAGCAUCCGCACUCCCGCUUUGUUUGGCGGUGCGGCCGAAUCAAUAGAACUAGCAGUAGCAGUAGUACUGCUGCAUUUGAACUGUUGCUGAAUUCCUAGAGUUGAGCACCCAAUUGAACAGUUAUCGUAGUAAAAGUUGCUCGAGGACA
Molecule: messenger RNA, 1182 nt
Organism: Brachypodium distachyon (stiff brome)
Lineage: Eukaryota; Viridiplantae; Streptophyta; Magnoliopsida; Poales; Poaceae
Product: nudix hydrolase 21, chloroplastic
Exons: 2
Coding region: 183-674 (163 amino acids)
Cellular component (GO): nucleus; cytoplasm
Molecular function (GO): pyrophosphatase activity
Source: RefSeq, a predicted model, not a curated record